Messenger RNA from Vicia villosa (hairy vetch), 1053 nucleotides. RefSeq lists its product as uncharacterized. Gene Ontology annotation, molecular function: RNA-DNA hybrid ribonuclease activity; nucleic acid binding. The transcript has a single exon. Lineage: Eukaryota; Viridiplantae; Streptophyta; Magnoliopsida; Fabales; Fabaceae. The record is from RefSeq and is a predicted model, not a curated record. Bases 1 to 1053 code for a protein of 350 amino acids.
AUGAAUUUUUGGUUAGAUAAUUGGACUGGUGAGGUUCUGGCUGACAAGUAUCACAUUCCCAAGCAAUUUCAUUAUGCCCUUACUUCUAAAGUGAGAGACUGGUGGAACAAUACCUGGCAAAUCAAAGACAACAUACAAGUGGCUCUUCAAGAUCUUCUAAGCAUCAUUUCCAAUUUCUCAGUAGCUACAGCUGAUGUUGAUGAUUUGUUUGCUUGGAAACAUGAUUCUUCUGGUGUCUUGACUGUUAAGGAAGCUUACAAUUCAAUCAUCACUCCUUAUCCUUCGGCUGAGUGGAAGACAUUCCCUUGGGAUAAGGACUCUCCUCCUUCUCAAUCUAUGCUGGUCUGGAGAUAUAUUCAUAACAAAUUGCCUAAUGAUGAUAACUUAUUGUUGAGAGGCUUCUUCUUUCCAUCUCAAUGCAGUUUUUGUAAGAUGUGUUGUGAAACUUCUAGUUAUAUUUUCUUUGGUUGCAGCUUUGCUAUUAGUAUGUGGAAUUGGAUGAUCAAUAUGUUGGGCUUAAAUAGAUUGAUCAAUAAUGUUAAUGAUCGCAAAGAGGUUUUAAAGGGAAGCUGGUCUCUUCAGGCUCGGGCAGUGAUUCAUGCAUGCAUUGUUGGUGUUUUCCACCAGAUUUGGCAUGCUAGAAACAAGUUAAGGUUUGAAGACAAGACAAUCUCGUGGAAUACUUGUGUGACUGUGAUUCUGGCCCAAGCUAAAGUGAUUGGAAACAAUACUCUUAGGGUCUCAGAUGCUACUAUUUCCAGCUUCAGCUUGCUCAAGCGUUUUGGUAUAAAUAUUAAUCCAAGCAAAGGUGUGAAAACAAUAGAAGUUCUUUGGUCUCCCCCUUCCUUGGGAUGGAUAAAGUGUAACAUUGAUGGGGCUGCAAUUGGUAAUCCUAAAGUUGCAGCGUGUGGGGGAAUCUUUCGUGAUCAUAACGCUAAUCAUAUUCUAAGCUUUAGUGCUUAUUUGGAUAAUAACAAUUCGGAGUCGGUUGAGCUUAAUGCGGCUAUUAUGGCCAUAGAAGCGGCUAAAAAGAACCAUUACACUAAGUUUUAG